GCCUUCGCCAUACGAGGAUGUGGAAUGUUUCAGUCACAGGGUAAAUACUGUGCAGGUUCCUAGCGCGCAGACCCGCAGCGCAAUGCCAGAAACGCUGUAGAAAAACAGGGAGGAAACCAGGGAACAGGAGCCCUGAGAGAAAGCAGCUUUUUACGGAAGGGACACAAGCAAUCAAGAGCCAACUCCGUACCCACAUCCACGCAAAACUCCCAUGGGGUUACCAACCUUCCUGCUGUGCCUCUCUGUGGUUGGCAUACGCCAGUGCUUGGGCGGCUACAGCGACUAUGAUUAUGGUGGGAUACCCGUCAUGAUUAACCGCCUGCUGGGGGAGCCCAGCGUGCUGAGCCUGAGGGGCCGCCUGGACGCCAGCUGGUACCGUGCGGUCAACACAGAGACCUGCCCGCUGGAGUGCGACUGCCCCGUCCACUGGCCCUCGGCCGCCUACUGCGACCACCGUGGACUAAAGGCCGUGCCGCCCGCGCUGCCCCCAAGGACGCAGUACCUGUUCCUGCAGGGCAACCUCAUCUCCAGCCUGCCGGCGGGCGUUUUCGCUAAUGCCACCCUGGCGCGCUGGUUGCUGCUGGACCGCAACCAGCUCGCCAGCGACCAGGUGAACAGCACGGCCCUGGCGCAGCUGCCUCACCUGGAGAACCUCUUCCUCAACUACAACCACCUGACGGACGUGCCCUCCCCGCUGCCCGGCGGCCUCCUGCAGCUCCGGCUGGCCCACAACCGGAUCAGCAAGAUCACCCCCGGAGCUUUCCGGAACCUGCGCAACCUCACACUGCUGCUGCUGCAGGGCAACCAGCUGCAGACGAUAGGAGAGGCGGCCUUCAAAGGUCUGCAGUCCGUCAUUCUCCUCGACCUCAGCCACAACCAGCUGAAAGAAUUUCCAGAAGGCCUGCCUCCAUCCAUCCAGCAGCUCUAUAUCUCCAACAACUCCCUCAGCGUCCUGCAGGAAAGGAGCCUGAUAGGGUUUGGCAAUCUGCAGUACCUGAGGAUCAGCCACAACAGGCUCCAGGACAAAGGCAUUGCCAGCAACGUCUUCAAUAUGUCCUCCAUUAUCGAGCUUGACCUUUCCUAUAACCAGCUCACCUCAGUUCCCGUAGUGUCAGAGACUCUCCAGUAUCUCUACUUACAGGCUAAUCUCAUCCAAGAGGUCAACAUGACCAGUUUCUGCAGGACGGUGGGCCCGGUGGACUACUCGCACCUGAGAGUCCUGCGUCUGGACGGCAAUCCGCUCAGCUAUCACCAGCUGCCUUCUGACUGGGUGCUGUGUCUCCGCGUGCUCAGCAACAUCUUCAUCUGACCCAGCCCCAGUCUGCUCCUGCAUCAAGAGCAGCAGGGAUACUCUGUCCGAGCACUUUAUAUCAAGGAAAUAGAAUACCUGUAGCACAAGGCACAAAGCAUAACAUGCACAAACCUUCACAUCUGUUAACUAACUAAGCAAGUAUGUCCUAUGAGUUUUUACAGGAAAGAAUGCUUCAAUUUGGUCCCCUUUAGUAUAUACUCAAACUCUAAUAUGAAUGCAAAUUAAAUUGCGUCCAAUUGCAUCCAGGAAACAAAUUUGUGUGUUGCAUUAUUCAGGGUGGUCUGUUGUGAAAGUUUUGAUUCUUCUAAAAUAUUUUGAAAGACCACAAUGAAACCAGGGAAACACUAUGAAAUUAUGGUAAAAACAUGAAAAAGUUCAGGGACAUGGUAAGACAUAAAGUAUAGCAAAGCAUGGCAUGCUUUCAUAACAGAAAGUCACAGUCGAGGAGAUGUACACUGGUGGGAAACCAGUGGGCGUAGAGCAUGUGCUUCUGUAUGACAAGACUUUACAGAUACUGUAAAUAAAUGUAUUAUAGCAAUGCUACAAAUGUACAUUUUAUGACAUGCUAACUGUCAGUGCACCAAGUCAGUACAUCUGGAACAAGAAUACUGCUGCGCAGCAUCCCUGUAGAGGUCAUUUCCAUGAAGCUCUCUGUUUUGCACGGCGCUUGUAAUCUAAACAAUGCAGGGUGUGAGCAACGUGUUCUCCACUUAGCUUUUGGGGUCUCAAAUGUGAGCAAAUGAGUCCUGUAAGGUAAGGACAGUGACAAACACAGAUACUAAGUAUUCACAUUUUGAAUCUUAAGUUGCUUAAUUUUCACAAACAAGGGCCUCCAUCCCUGUGUAGAUCAUGGUGUGCUAAUGCUAACAAUUCCUAGUAAAACCUAUGGUAUUCCCAGGGUGCGGUGUAGUAAUGCACAGUGAAGGCAUGUUGAACCCAUAGGAAAACACAGCAAAUGUUUGGUAAAUCCAUGGUUAAAGUGAGAAUAAAAAAAAAGCUCUUCAGGACAUGCAAACCUUUAAUAUUUUAGUCUAAGAUGUCCA
Molecule: messenger RNA, 2355 nt
Organism: Lepisosteus oculatus (spotted gar)
Lineage: Eukaryota; Metazoa; Chordata; Actinopteri; Semionotiformes; Lepisosteidae
Product: lumican
Molecular function (GO): protein binding
Source: RefSeq, a predicted model, not a curated record